Molecule: messenger RNA, 207 nt
Organism: Didymodactylos carnosus
Lineage: Eukaryota; Metazoa; Rotifera; Eurotatoria; Philodinida; Philodinidae
Source: the annotation of a GenBank genome assembly
AUGAUAUCAUCUGCACAAGCAGAACAACUGGUUCUGUUGGCCCCUUUUGAUGAUACAAAAUCGAAAGUGGCAAGAAUGGUGUAUCCAUAUGCAACGGACAAAGAUGUUUACGUAGCAAUUGAUGGUGACGCAAUUCGAUAUGGUAGUACCUUAGAUAAACCGAAAGAAUUUAUUCAGGAAAGGUACAUAGGCUACAAUGGUCAUUGA